This is a messenger RNA of Momordica charantia (bitter melon), 1930 nucleotides long. RefSeq lists its product as uncharacterized. Gene Ontology annotation, cellular component: chloroplast. Lineage: Eukaryota; Viridiplantae; Streptophyta; Magnoliopsida; Cucurbitales; Cucurbitaceae. The record is from RefSeq and is a predicted model, not a curated record.
UUGAAAAUACAAAUUUUUUUAUUAUUAAAUUUCACCCUGUCCAGUGUCCCUGACCCGCCGCUUGAGGCUACCAAUAGACACUACCAAGGACAAGGAGGCGGCGGCUGCGGCUCCGCUCUGUUCCUAUUUUCUCCUUAACCCACCCUCUGAAAAUCGUCGAAUUCCUUCUCUGCUCAAGAAUUUUCCUCAUGGGUAUUCAUCAAAUGUACUUCAAAUUCAAUUGCCUCGCAAAUGGAUUGGUAGACUCGGUACUGGACUUGGCUGCUUAACCUUUUUUCUCUUUCUUGGACAUGUCUGUCAAAUUCGCUUCUUUUUCUUGCUCGCUUCCUUCUCUUCCUUCACCUUCUGACACCCGGAGAAGCUUACAGCUGAGUUUGUCACAAGGAUUAUAUGGUAGCCAGCAACAUAAUUUCCAGAGGCUAACAUUUGCUAAAGUUGAAUCAAUCAAGUUAGUGCAUGGAUCGCUGAAGUCUUGGAGAGGAUUCCCAAAGAGGCAAAAUGUUCUCUCUGCUAUUUCAGAGGACCAGUCGACUCUAUGCAGCGAGUUAGUUGAUCCAGAGCAAGUAAAUCAGCAUCCCACUGAUGAAGAUAUCUCUCUUGAGAACAAUUCCUUUUUAUAUUAUGAGGGUACUGGUGGGAAACCCGGGUUUAUCUCAUUUUACAACCAUUCUUAUAAAGAAGGAAAUCGGGUUCCUUUGUCUAGCACACAAAGAAAUGAAUACAAUUUCUUAUGGUUUGUUGGUCCUGCUGUCCUCGUAGCCUCUUUCAUUUUCCCCUCUCUUUAUCUGCGGAAAAUACUUUCAAAUAUUUUUGAGGACUCUCUGCUGACAGACUUCCUUAUAUUGUUCUUCACGGAAGCACUGUUCUAUUGUGGUGUUGCGGUGUUUCUUUUCUUAAUAGACUGUUCAAGGAGGCCUACUGAACCCGAUACUGUGAAAAACUAUUAUGAAACCCUGUCUAAUCAAUUUGGACAGAGGAUCUCUUCUGUAGCCACCUUAGUACUCAGUUUAAUAAUACCUAUGGUCACUAUGGGAUUAGUGUGGCCAUGGACCGGCCCUGCGGCAUCUGCAACUCUUGCACCUUACCUUGUUGGCAUUGUUGUCCAAUUUGCAUUUGAACAGUAUGCACGGCGCAAGAAAUCGCCUUCAUGGCCUGUAAUUCCAGUUGUCUUUCAAGUUUAUAGAUUGCAUCAACUCAAUAGAGCAGCUCAACUGGUGACAGCACUAUCAUUUACCAUAAAAGGAGCUGAAAUGACCCCACACAACUUGGCAAUAAACAGCUCUCUAGGUACUCUGUUGAAUGUUCUUCAAGGUCUCGGGAUAAUAUGCAUUUGGUCUCUCUCCAGCUUUCUUAUGAGGUAUUUCCCGUCAAAUGCUACGACGAUGCAAUGAAUGCUAUGAUGAUUAGUGAGUUCAAAAGGACCAAACUGCAGUGAACAUAAUAAAUUGUGGACCUGAUUUUCUGUGCUCGUUCUUCUGCUACACCGCUGUCGAUGAAUUGAAUGUCCAUUGAAACAUAUUGCUCUGUGACUGCAAGUUGAAAUGCUAAUGUGGGAACUUGUGGAUGAUGAUGAUAUGAUAAAGAGAGAAUGAAAGAUUGAAGAAGAUGGUGAAUGUUCCUGUGCUUUUUAUACUGUUUCUUUUCCUUUGAACGAACAGGCUUCUUAUGGUUUGCAGAAAGAAGAAAAUUUUUAGUACCCCCUUCUCUUCUUCAUUCAGACCCCGUUUGGAACAAUUCACAACGCUUCAUAUUUGUGAAAUCGUGUUAGGAACUUCAUUUUGGAUGUGAGGAUGGAAUGUGAGCGUAUUGUUGUGUUUCAUGAAAAGUAACGGUCUAUGUUCUUUAUAUAGAGUUUAACAUGUGAGAAUGAGAAUUCGAAAUUCCGACUUACCUUUUGGUUGAAGAUAUAUGCUUUAGCUCAUGUUGAUAA